Molecule: messenger RNA, 1978 nt
Organism: Spirodela intermedia
Lineage: Eukaryota; Viridiplantae; Streptophyta; Magnoliopsida; Alismatales; Araceae
Source: the annotation of a GenBank genome assembly
AUGACGAAGCCGACGGUCCUCGGGUUCGUCCUCGCCGCGCUGGUCGCCGCCGCCGCCUCUGUCCUCGUCGCUCUCUACUGGUCGGAGGAUCUUGAGCCGGCCCCGCUCCCUGGGGACUACAGCGAUCAGACCAUCUCCGUGCCGGAGAUUCACAGCGGCAUCCUCAAGGCGUCGGAGAAGGUCGGAGAAGGGCUCUUGCCGGGUCCGGAGGACCUGGCCUACGACGCCGCCUCCGGAUUCCUCUACACGAGUUGCGUCGACGGGUGGGUCAGGCGGAUUAAGCUGCGGAAGGAAGGGGAGACGGCGAAGGAGGUUGUAGAGGAUUGGGCGUAUGUCGGAGGGCGGCCGCUGGGAAUUGCCUUCGGCCCCGACAGGCAGCUUCUCGUCGCCUCGGCUUACAAGGUACACGACUCGAUUCCUUCAUUUCCGAAGCAGUGAUGGCGCGUAUUUCGAAGGAUUCUUAGAAAUUCAUACUCGAAGAUUGUAAGAUGCUUUAUCUGCAUGGAUUUACUCUGGAUUUAACCCUCUAAUGUGAACAUCUCAUCUGGAUUUAACCCUCUAACGAGAUCAUGUCAUCUUACUAGAAUCUCCGUCUACCUAUGCUUUUGACUUUAAUCUAAUGUGAAUAUCUAUUGUUUUGACUUUAAUAGUAAUAAACUAUUCAUAAUAAUAGUUAAUAAUUAAAAUUUCAUAGGUAUUCGUAUGAUGGGAAAGUUUUAUAUUUCAGUCAUUUCUGCCAUAUCGGAGUAGUAAAUGCCAUUGAAUAAUAGUUUUUUAACUCUAACGUCGGCGGUCAUGUCGGCGCCGGUUUUUCAACGUCACCAGGCCCGUCCAAGAAAUUAGGAAAUCUCUACUUUCCCUCAUGGGCAAACCAUUGAUGGCAUAAUUUGUUAAUGGGUUUUCUCUAACUUAUAAUGUCGUCAUCAUAUCAUACGCUUUUAUGUUACAAUAUUGUACGAAGAUGAUGUUUUCUAGUAUUAUAUUUUAUAUAGGUUAACCUUGCUAUGAUUGGCGAUUACAGGGGCUGGUGAGCGUCGGCGAGGACAGGGCGGUCCGCCUACUGGCGGAGGAGGCCGAUGGUUUGAGAUUUGGUGUGGCGGACGGCGUAGACGUCGCCUCAGAUGGGACAGUCUACUUCACCGAUGCAUCCUACAAGUAUAACCUCGCGACCCACAUGCUGGAUAUCAUUGAGGGCCGGCCACACGGGCGGCUGAUGAGCUUCGACCCCGCCACCGCCCGCACGGAGGUGCUCCUCAGCGGGCUCUACUUCGCCAACGGCGUCGCCAUGUCGCCAGAUCAAAGCUCGGUGAUCUUCUGCGAGACUCCCUUGUAAGUUUUAUCGCGGUGGGAGAGCCGUUUUUGACAUAAACUGCCUACGAAACCGUAGAGUUCAUCCGUUCGGUUGUUUCCUCGUCCCCACAGUCCAUCUAUCGUACUCAUCCUCGAACUUCUCCCUGGCAGGAGGAGGUGCAGAAGGUACCACGUCCGCGGAGAGAAGAAGGGAGCGGUGGAUCACUUCGUCGACAGCUUGCCCGGGUUUCCAGACAACAUCCGAUACGACGACGAGGGGCGUUUCUGGAUCGGUCUCGCUGCGGUAACGAGGCCCUUCCUCUGUUCCUCACAGCUCUCCUCCGGCGAACUCGUCGACUCCGGCCAUAGCCAGCUCUGAUCUGAUCGUCGACUGACUGUCUACUCUCAGGGGAAUGGCAAGGGCUGGGACCUCAUGUUUCGGUAUCCGAUGCUGAGAAAGAUGGCCGUAGUCUCAUUGGAGUUCGCGGAUCUUCCCCACCAUAUGCUGAAGGGUGCCGGGGUUCUGUCCGUGAGCUCGGAGGGAGAGCCGCUGGCGCUGUACACAGACCGGGAGCUGUCGCUCUUAACCGGCGGCCUCAGGGUAGGAAGACAUCUGUACUACGGCUCCCUAGUGAAGAGCUACAUCAGCCGGAUUCCCCUGGACGAGCUCGCGGCAGGCAAACAAUGA